AUUUCCGUUGUCAGGUGGUGCUGCUAUGGAAAGAUGUGAUCAGCAGUCCCAAGAAGGCUUUUCCUGAUUACCAGUUUCGGUAAUGCUGUGAAAAAAAAACCGUGCAUUUUGAAAGACAGAGUGUUUUGUGGUGUGGAGGAACUGUCAGUGCACCGCUCCUCGGCAAAGACUCGGACAAAGAUGUCGGCGUUUGUGUAGACAACACAGGAUAUUCCCCCCGGCGGUUUUUAGCUAGAGAUCAGAAUGUCUAGACGCCGUGUUGCAGAGAGAGGGGCAGGGGAAUCAUCCGGCAGGGCAAGCAAGCUCCUUUGUCCUGGGAUAUCUGGCAACAAUGCUAAAAGAGCUGGACCCUUUGUCUUAGGGCCUCGGCUGGGAAACUCUCCUGUGCAGAGCAUAGUGCAGUGUCUGGCCAGGAGAGAUGGAACAGAUGAUUUCUACCAGCUAAAAAUUUUGACCCUAGAGGAACGUGCAGACUCCUCUGGAGAGACGCAGGAGGAACGGCAAGGAAAGAUGCUGCUGCACACAGAGUACUCGCUGCUGUCUCUACUGCACAAUCAGGAUGGAGUGGUGCAUCACCAUGGCCUUUUUCAGGAUCGCUCCUGUGAGAUUGUGGAGGAUAUGGAGGCCGGUAGAGCACGUAGGAAGAAGCGAAUCUGUCUAGUGCUGGACUGCCUGUGUGCUCAUGACUUCAGUGACAAAACAGUGGACCUCAUUAACUUGCAACACUACGUCAUCAAGGAGAAGAGACUCAGUGAGCGUGAGGCCAUUGUCAUCUUCUGUGAUGUAGUUCGAGUGGUUGAGGCUCUGCAUAAGAAGAACAUUGUGCACCGAGACUUGAAGCUUGGAAACAUGGUGCUUAACAAAAGGACUCACCGGAUCACAAUCACCAACUUCUGCCUGGGCAAGCAUUUGGUGAGUGAAGAGGAUCUACUGAAGGACCAGAGAGGCAGCCCAGCCUACAUUAGCCCAGAUGUCCUAAGUGGUCGUCCAUACCGUGGGAAGCCAAGUGAUAUGUGGGCUCUCGGUGUGGUUCUGUUCACCAUGCUGUAUGGCCAGUUCCCCUUUUACGACAGCAUACCUCAAGAGCUUUUUCGCAAGAUCAAGGCUGCUGAGUACUCCAUCCCAGAGGACGGCCGUGUGUCGGAAAGCACAGUGUGUUUGAUCCGUAAACUGUUGGUGCUGGAUCCCCAGCAGAGGCUGACUGCAGCAGAAGUGCUCGAGUCUCUCAGUGGCAUUAUUGCCUCCUGGCAUUCUGUAUCAUCCAUGAGCGGACCACUGCAGGUAGUACCGGACAUCGAUGACCAGCUCAACCAACCCGAGCAUCUACAGGAGGUGAAGGUAACGGAAGAGUCGUCACAGUAUGAGUUUGAGAACUACAUGCGCCAGCAGCUGCUGCUAGCUGAGGAGAAGAACACUAUCCAUGAGGCCAAGAGCUUCCUGACCAAGAGGCAGUUUGGCAGUGUGCCACCGGUGAGGCGCCUGGGUCAUGAUGCUCAGCCUGUCAGCCCUCUGGACGCAGCCAUACUGGCCCAGCGCUUCCUCAGGAAGUAGAGGAUCACUGUGCACAGGCUGUGCCAUGCAGCCGGGUUCAUGUGUGCGUGUGGUUGCUUUAAAGAGCAUUUGGGUGAGGAGAUGCAGCAUGCUGGACAGUUCUCUCAUCUGCUCCUCUCACUGGUUAAAGAAGGUGACUCUGGUUUGAGCAACACACAAGACGAAUGGGUUCUGAGCCCCUGCCGUACCCCACUCCCUCUCACUCUGCCAUACAGACAUUAGCAGCAAUACAGGAACUGAAUCAUGUAGCAAAUGGGUGCGGACACACGCACACAUAACUCGCACCUCUCAUUCUCCUUUUCUACUCUCAGCACUUUCCAAGGGGAACAGCUCAGAUCCCCUGACCCCAGUUGUCAUCCCUCCAUGUGUUCCUCAGUCCUUCAGUCAACCACACCCAUCCAUACUGGGUUCCAUUUGCAUCCACAAUUGCUAAUCUACCUCUUAACGUCUCUGUUUCUGUCUCUCGGUCCGUUUAGAACUGUGCUCUCAAUAGUUUUGAAAAACAGGUAUCCAAAUGUGGGGAUAUGACCACAAGCACAGGUGAAGAGCAUUAUCAUUUGUUGUUGUUGUUGUUGUUUAUUAUUAUUAUUAUUAUUAUUAUUAUUAUUAUUAUUAUUGUUAUUAUUUCAGCAUUCUGGCAUGUCAAAACCAGCGAUAAAAUUAUCUCCAUAAUAUGAAUAAGCUUGGCUCUCCUCUCCUGUUAGAAAGGUAGCAUUUUAAGAACAUCCCCCCCCUCCAUGCCAUUUUUAUUAGUUAAUUCUUGUUUGCAUCACUUCAUAAAUUAUUUUGUAACACAAGAACUCUGUAGGAAUUCCUUGCUUGAUGGGGUAUUUGACAGGCAGCUAGCAAUGUACAGCUCUAAAUCUAGAUGCCAAGAAUAGUCCCAAAAGCUCCUGCUUUGCAACCUGCUGCCCCAUGAGGUACGAUAUUCUUCCCUUAUCAGCUAAAGGUGCAGUCUGCAGUGGUCCCAAAGCUUUUUUUUUCUUCUUUUUUUUUUAAAAAAAAAUGCACACCCCUGUCCAUAUAGAAAUUUUGUCUUACACAUGAUUUCCUGAAAUUUAAAGCACAUGCCUUCUAGGUUUCGUUCUUAUGAUUUGCUUAUCAUUAACUGUGGCCGUAGAGCAACCAGAGAUGUUAUAAAGCUGUCAGAAGAAGGAUGGCUGAGGCUGCAAUCAUGCGGAAGUUUAAGCCCCAUUAAGCUCCAGAAGUGCAAGCUUUAAUCUCUUCCCAACCCCUGUGGUGACCAACAGCCAACAUCUUGAGCUGACCUUUUGAAAACAAGCCAGCACUCCUUUUCUGCCACACCGUAUUAAGCCAAAACCUUGGCUGCCCUUCUGGUCAUUGUACUGGGGACUGGCCACUAAAACCUAGGCAUAUAACAUACCCUAAUACCCAUCAUUCACUUUUAGUGCCAUUGUCUUCAUCCAUCAUGUAUAUAAAGAUUGAGUGCAGUUCUCUUGAUACAUUGAUCAUAUUUUUGUUUUCCUAAUCACCUUUGAGAAAGUCAUAGGAUAUAAAUACUUACAAUCUUGUCAGACUGUUCACCAAUCCAAUCUAAGCUACUUGUAUAAAUCAUUGCCACAGAAUAUCUUGCCUUAGAUUCAGACUUCAACAGUGAGUGGUGAUUUUGUACCUUUCGGUGGUCUAGUAUAUUUUAGUAAACAGGUGGUUGUCUUGCAUCAGCCUUUCUACCUGUGACAUAGCUUGUGAAGGCCUGCCUGGUUCACUAAUAUUAGGGGGGAAAUGUAAUCCAGUACUGUAGGCCUCUGAGCUUCUCGAACGUAAUCUGUUUUUCUUUGUUUUGUGCGCUCGGUUUUUAAAGCGCAAAACGAGACAGAAAGCAUGAGUGAAACUGUUUAGCUUUGCUUGGGUUUCAUUUUUUUGGGUGUUCAAUUUUAUUUAUUCACUGUGUACAAAUGAUCUUGCUUUAAAAUUCUAUUAUUUUGAACACUGCCUCUGUCUUUGUAAGGCGUGAAGUAACAUGAGAUCAUCACAUAAUCCAGUUCUAAAUUAGUGCUGUGAUCUUUUUUUUUUUUUUCCCCCCCAAAUAAUCCACAGUGACAGCUUCUUCUUCUCCUUUUUUUUUUUUAAAUAACCCUUUUUUUUUUGUCUGAGUAAAUGUUGCCAGAAUCCUGAUGGUUUAUUAAGCUACAUUAAUAAGACUGACUUUGCAUAGCUCUAUUUUUAGACAAAUGAAAUUAUAGCACAUUAUGACAAUAAGGAAUUAUUUAGAGUUUAUCCUGCAAGUUUAAUACAACACGCUCACACGGCCAGUGUGCAAACAUUAUCCUGAUGUAGCUAUACGAGUAGGCUGCCAUCAAGAGUUACACCAAGGCAUCGACAUGAGGAGUAUUUAUCAAAGUAAUUUUGCCUUCCACUAUUGAAAGCAUUAGUGUGCUCCCACUUCAAUGUGAAUAUUUUUUUUUUUUUUUUUUAAAUAUAUUGCAGUAUUGUAGAUGACUUCUCUGGGUGGCACAGAAGACUUCUGUGGGUGGCAGUAAAGGGGCAUGUGUAAGUCCCCACUAAAUUUAAAUCACUGCAUCUAUAAAACAUUAAGGAAACGCAGUGUAGUGACCCCCAGCUCCAUCAUCUUACCACAAAUCUGUGGGUUUACAAUGUGACUUGGUGGAGUGGUUGUGUAGUCAAUACCUUAACUUAGACCAUAAUUGUUGUUGAAUGCCCCAUGUACGUGUCUUAACAGAACCCACUCCCUGCAUUUUAUUUUAUUUUAUUUUUUCCUUGUAGCACCCUUGGCAUCACAAAGCCAAGCUGUGUAUUUGCAGCAUGAUGCAUUUAUGUUGUUCAGCUAUACUGUUUCAUAUGUUAAGAAAUGCAUGACUCGGACUUGCAGGAUGUGCCACAUGAUCUCUGCAUUUAGGUUGCCAGAACAUUUGGGUGUGGCUGUAGGUGUUUUUAAAAAUAAAUUGCAUUUGGUAUCCAGUUAAAAAUACACUAAAAAACCCCAGAAGAUUCAUCUCAGUGGCGCUAAAUGGGAGAAUUUAUUAGUCAGUAAUUUUAGUUUAAAGGUAUGAAUUUUUUUUUUUUUUUUCUUGUCCUGUCAUAAACAUGUCCGCUAACUGGAAAAUGGUGUAAAAUGAGACGAUGGUGAAAUUAGUUAACAGCCUAAAUGUUCGGUGUUGUAAGCUGCUUGUUUGGAUAGAUGUCACAGAAGAAACUGGGUAAUUGUACAGAUAAAACAAAUUUGUAUAAAUGACAUAUUUUUGUACUUCAUAAAAUCUCUACAUGCAUGUCAGCAAUAAAUUUGAUAUGGAACAUC
Molecule: messenger RNA, 4828 nt
Organism: Hemibagrus wyckioides
Lineage: Eukaryota; Metazoa; Chordata; Actinopteri; Siluriformes; Bagridae
Gene: stk40
Product: serine/threonine kinase 40
Exons: 11
Coding region: 244-1551 (435 amino acids)
Biological process (GO): protein phosphorylation
Molecular function (GO): protein kinase activity; ATP binding
Source: RefSeq, a predicted model, not a curated record